GACACCCUAUUAGUCCGCCCCUUUUACUCAUGUGCUUCACAGUUUUCAGCCCUCUGCUCAUAUCAUUUCGCAAAUCUGCUCCUCGUCUACGCUUUAUCUGCUUGUUCUCUUUGUCAUCUGCUUGUUCGUAGUUCUUCAAUUCUCGAGACUCAGGAUGUCUGAAACACCCUUUAGGCCAAGAGAGAAGCUUCUUGAGAGGCAAAAGUUUUUCCAGAGCAUCCAUAAACAUACAUAUCUGAAAGGACCAAUGGAUAAGAUCACCUCGGUCGCCAUUCCUUUGGCUUUAGCAGGAUCCUCUUUGUUUCUUAUUGGGAGAGGGAUCUAUAACAUGUCUCAUGGGAUUGGGAAGAAGGAAUGAGGAGAGUCCUUCCUUCCAGUAAGAAUCCAUAUGGAAGCUCCAAUUUAGCUUAUGAUCUGGGAGACUAUGGUUUUUGUUCAUUGAAUAUCUACAUUUCCGAUGCUAAUAAUUUCUGAAUGCAGACAAUUCGACUCGCUGAUUUAUUUUCUCUGUCAAUGAUAUCAUUGCAUUUUCCAGAGUUGUUUAGUUUCCCUGGAGUGAGGAUGAAACUUGAUAAAAUUGUUUUUAACAUUAUGUUUGUCCUUUGAUAUUGGAAUAGAAUAAUUGAACUGGAUCAUGAGAAAUCAUAUGCUCCACAUUGGCUUGUUUUUGGCCAAAGCUGUUGUAUUUGAUCUCACAAGCCCAGCUAUUCAAG
Molecule: messenger RNA, 713 nt
Organism: Sesamum indicum (sesame)
Lineage: Eukaryota; Viridiplantae; Streptophyta; Magnoliopsida; Lamiales; Pedaliaceae
Source: RefSeq, a predicted model, not a curated record